AUGCCUGAAUACGGCGUCUCGUCGCACCUGACGCCAUUUCUGCCGUACAUCGAGAAGGCGAGGUCGACCCGUUUCAGCUCCGAUUGGCACAUGCCCGACAGUUUGUCGCGACCCAUCGAGAUUGGCACGCUCGCCAGAUGGCUCGAGACAUGUGACACGCACCACAACGGCCACUGCCAAAGUCAACAUUUCGUCAACGCCCAUCAAACGCCCACGUGGCUCGUCAAUGUGCGCCGCCAGUGCAUCGAGCGCGCCUGCCCGGGGCACCGCUACGUCGCCCUCAGCUAUGUCUGGGGCAAGACCGAGUCUGUUUCGCUGACGACGACGACCGUGGACAGUCUGCUGAUCCUUGGGUCACUCGAUAACGUGGUCCUGCCCAGGACCAUCCGCGACGCGAUGCACUUGGUUGCAGCCCUCGACUUGACACAUCUGUGGGUUGACAGACUGUGCAUCGUGCAGGAUGACGAUGCCGAGAAACACGCCCAGAUCAAAGCAAUGGGAUCCAUCUACGCCCAGUCCUACUUCACACUCGUCGCAGCUCAGAGCUUUGACGCCUCGGGGCCGCUGUCUUCCAGGCCGCUCCGAAGCUCGGCGCCGCCGGGAUGGACAGGCAUGCUGGCAAAGUCGGCCGCCAAGACAAUGAGUUCCUGGGCCAAGGCAGUUUCGAAGUCGCUCGCACAACGCCAUCGUUCUGAUCUAGCGCAAACUAUCGCGCCAAGUCCCUGGCGCGGCCCCGAGACGGAUAAGGAGGUGAUGAAGCUCAUGGCACUGGACCUGCUCCGGACGAUUUGGUUCUCGCGCGGGUGGACAUUCCAGGAGCUUCUCUUCUCCCGCCGGAAGAUCAUCUUCCACAACAACACAGUCAACUGG
Lasiosphaeria miniovina is the source of this 870-nucleotide messenger RNA. Its product is annotated as heterokaryon incompatibility protein-domain-containing protein. The annotation marks the transcript as partial. NCBI's taxonomy places the organism in Eukaryota, Fungi, Ascomycota, Sordariomycetes, Sordariales, Lasiosphaeriaceae. The record is from RefSeq and is a predicted model, not a curated record. The transcript has a single exon.